AUGGACACUCGUCCGACCAAGUCGGUAGUGGUCCGUCGGGUGGACCCGGUACCCCUUCCGACGCCGCACAUGCGGUCUCCAGAAGCUUCGGCCGAGGCAGACCUUCCGACGUCGUUGCGCAGCCCCAAGAAGCGACGAAGCCGACCGUCCGAUCCGAUGCACCGGCGGACCCCUUCCGUACCAACUCGAGUCAGUCGAGCGGCAGGACGGUCGGGCAAGUCGGGUCGCCCCAGCACGAAAGCGCCGUGCAGCGCCACGCAUGAGCUGCGCCUGUUGCGGGCACAGGUCACGAGUAUGGAAACGGAGCUGCACAAGCUGCAGCUCAAGUGGGUGCGCGACUUACCCGACGCGCACCUGUUGGCGACCGCGCAGCACUCGGCUUGCAAGAAGCGGGCGGUCGCACAGACCCAAGCGACGCAGCACGAGCUGCAAGACGUGCUACUGCAGGAGCAGUUGGUGUUUGCAGCGCUGCAGGCCGCGAUCUCGCGCGCGCCGUUGCACUCGCGCGGUCCCGAGCUCCUCCAGGCGCUGCACUUUGGCACGCGCUUUGGACGCGACGCCGGUGAGCGCAGGCGGACGCUUGCGGCGCACAAUGAGCGCUCGCUCGCUACGAUCCCGUCCAUUGUGCGUCGGUUUGCCCAAAUGACACUGGACAAAGUGGGUGCGUCGCGAGACGACACGGACGCUGCUGCGACUGGCCCUGUGCUCCCGAUCUCUCGCAUGGACAUCACGGGUUGCAAGGACUGUACGCUCGUGUCGAGCGUGUUUGUGUCGGAGAUCCCACACGACUCACUGGAAGACGUCUACGCGGCUGCGGUCGCGUAUUACGAUUCAAUUCCGACCAUGAUGAAGCGCCACUUUGGUGUCGAAGCGACGCGCACGAGGCUAAAUAGCGCCGACGCACCUGCCGAGUAUUGGCAACUUGACCUGCGAGGAGUUGGGCUGCCAUCGAGCGUGAACCACAUUCUGUGCUCGGACCUGACAUCGUCGCAUGGAGUGAUACACAUGGACGCAGUGAUCGAUGACCCUUUGUAUCCAGCAUCACGAGCAAAUGACUUGGAGUUUGGGGUCUCGGGGCUCACUCUAACGCCGCGAAGAGAGCUGGGGACCAACCAGGUCGUUGCGAUCACGUUGCGAUGGAUUAUUCUGUACCGCUACAAGCUGCUGGCAAACGACCCUGCCCUCCGCAAGGACUUGGAGUAUCAGCGUCCAAUCCUGAACGGUGACCUGGUCACUGCUUCAGUCUGCUCGUAUCUGCAGCAACUACCACACCGGCGUGCGACGUCGAGUCAACGCCAAGAGCAGUAG
Molecule: messenger RNA, 1308 nt
Organism: Hyaloperonospora brassicae
Lineage: Eukaryota; Oomycota; Peronosporomycetes; Peronosporales; Peronosporaceae
Source: the annotation of a GenBank genome assembly